AUUCGGGUCAAAGUCGGAAGUGUGUGACGUUGCACUUUAGACUGAAAUUGACGGUUUGCGUCUGAACGUUUGGCUUAUUUUCUCUGGUUAAAAGUGAUUUUAUUUUAAUGUCUGUGCGUGUUUAAAGGUUGUCGCCGUGUAGUUCGUGGACCGUCACAAUGCGCUUGAUAUUAACGGCUGUGGUGUUGGUGUCGAUAUUUCUGUAUAUUUCCGACGGUGGCCUGGUUCGCCGUGAUACCGGCGCCGUAGGCAGUACAAGCCACGACGCGGCAGACAACCGAACGGCGGCCGAUGCGGUGACCGUCCAACCGACCAACGAAAGCCUAUCAGAGGAGAAGAUAGUCGAGCCGACUGCCCUAUUAAAGGGCGGGACGGUUGAGGUUCCUGAACAAUCAAAUGGCGAGAAGAACGAGACGACUGAACGGGCUAUGAACAAGACGAAUGGGACACCUGAAAAAUCUGUGGGCAAGAAGGAUGGGACGACUGGCCAGUCUGUGGAAAAGAAGGACGGGAUGACUGGCCAGUCUGUGGAAAAGAAGGACGGGACGACUGGCCAGUCUGUGGAAAAGAAGGACGGGACGACUGGCCAGUCUGUGGAAAAGAAGGACGGGACGACUGGCCAGUCUGUGGAAAAGAAGGACGGGACGACUGGCCAGUCUGUGGAAAAGAAGGACGGGACGACUGGCCAGUCUGUGGAAAAGAAGGACGGGACAACUGGCCAGUCUGUGGAAAAGAAGGACGGGACAACUGGCCAGUCUGUGGAAAAGAAGGACGGGACAACUGGCCAGUCUGUGGAAAAGAAGGACGGGACAACAACUGGCCAGUCUGUGGAAAAGAAGGACGGGACAACUGGCCAGUCUGUGGAAAAGAAGGACGGGACGACUGGCCUGUCUGUGGAAAAGAAGAAUGGGACAACUAAGUACCAAGAGGACAAGACGGAUAAUCCAAGCGUCCAGACUGAAAACAAAAAAAUUACAGGCCCGCCGGGUGACACGGUAGAGAAGACGACCAGUAACCCUGAAGAUCAACAAACCACCAUUAUGAAUAAAAGUGAAGAGGAAACGCUAAAUCCUGAGGAAGAUGGCGAGGAUAAAUCUGUGGGAGUAACUGCGAAUAAUCCUGAUGAUGAAGAGGAUGAGAAUAAUCCUGAUGAUGAAGAAGAUGAGAAUAAUCCUGAUGAAGAGGCCGGGGAUAAGCCUCAGAAAAAGGGCAAGGUUAAUCUUGAGGAAGUAGGAGAGCUAGAGCAAGACCCUGAAAAUGUGGAUGAUGGUAUAGACAGUGGUAGUGAUGGUAUAGACAUCGGGGGUGAAGUUGAAUUGGAGAGAAACGGAGGGAAGAAGGAGGUCUUUACUCCCACACAGGAGGGGGAGAGCAGUCACUUCUUCGCCUACCUCGUCACCACUGCCGUGCUGGUGGCCGUCCUGUACGUCGGAUAUCACAACAAGCGCAAGAUCUUUGCCUUUCUGCUUGAGGGCAGGAGGUCGAGGUACACGAGGAGACCCAAAACAUCCGACUAUCAGAAGCUCGACCAACAUUGAGACGCCGAGUCGUGGUGACGCUGUAAGGUGCAGGAGAGUUACGUCGGCACGACUGAAGGUCACACUGAUGUUUCCUGCUUUAGUCCAGUCUGAGCUCAAAGACCUCAGUGUGUUAGACAUAGAGAGAUAUCAUGUGAAUGUUUCUUCUUUUUUUUCUUUGGUUCUUUACGCUCGUCCGUGUGUUUGAUUUGAUGAGCGAUGGAUUAAAUGUGUAUAUUUGGUUUUGGGUUAGAUCUGUCCAUUCAGGGUUGAGAGAGAGAGAGAGAGAGAGAGAGAGAGAGAGAGAGAUGUAGAAGCUUCCAGAAUUCAGGGCUUAUUUUUGAAUUAAACGGCUUUGCGCAGGCCGGGCUGUGGCAAUGUGCACUCAUUAAACUCUCCUUAGACCUCAACUCUACUCUUUAACCACCUUUUUCUUUUUUUUGGUCCAAGCCAACUUCAGAAUUACUAAUGUUGUAAAAGUGAAAAAAAAGCACAAGGAAAAAGAGAGAAGUGAAUUAUCGUCUGCCUGUUGCAUUGUGUAUGUGGGUGUGUGUGUGUGGGGGUGUAAGGGGUGUGUGUGUGUGUGUGAGAGAGAAGGAUCUCAGGAUGAUUAGGAUGAUUCAGGACUUUGUACAGAGCGCUUCCUCUUCAAAGCAGACAAAGAAAAUGGCUUCUAGUGACCAGAUUCAUUUAAAUGUUCCUUUCAGGAUAUUUUCCAUGCUAAUGAUUUAGAAUUUCACCUUAACACUUAGAGCUACAGCUACACAGAGGACACUCUUCAAACAUUCGGUAUAAUACCGAACUGUGAUCUAGGAAGCAUGCGGGAUGAUUGUAGUGUGAUUAGACAAUAGAAGGAAAAGGACCAAACCACCAGCAGCAGCAGCGCCGUUACAGUUAAACAGAUAAACAUCACUAUUAACACUCUGUGAUCAUUUAUUACGAGUGUCUGGUGUCGCUCCUGAUGCGCUUCUGAAGUUUCGGAACUCUGUUUUGUGUGUGUGUGUGUGUGUGUGUGUGUGUGUGUGUGUGUGUGUGUGUGUGUGUGUGUGUGUGUGUGUGUGUGUGUGAGAUUUUGAAGUCUGAGCUCAUGUUCACUGGAUGUAAACAGAAUGAUGUCGAUUAUAAACAGCCAUAUAAAGACAAGAGGUGAACGAUCAAAGGAUGACUUGGAGAUUUAUUGUAGAAAUCUAUUUCUAUUUUCUGUUGAACUUCAGACCAAAAAAAAAAUUGUUAUAAUGAUGUCAUUAAAAAAAGGCAGAUAUAUAUGAUGUCAGAUUUCUUUGUAUAGAUAGUGUGUGUGUGUGUGGUAUGUAUGCUGGUUUUCUUGCACUGUCUUUUGAUUGUGUGUGUGUGUGUGUGUGUGUGUGUGUGUGUGAUCAGGAAACCACAACCACUGUUCAAACCUUUAUAGAUGAAGAUAAAGAUGAUCAUGUUUCUGUCUGUAAGGUCUGAUUUUUAUUUUAUUUUUUUUCACUUAAAAAUGCUGUUUUUGGAUAAAAUCUUAAUUAAAAAAAUCUUUAAUUUCUG
This is a messenger RNA of Tachysurus fulvidraco (yellow catfish), 3044 nucleotides long. It is a transcript of the gene tgoln2, whose product is annotated as trans-golgi network protein 2. Lineage: Eukaryota; Metazoa; Chordata; Actinopteri; Siluriformes; Bagridae. The transcript has 5 exons. The record is from RefSeq and is a predicted model, not a curated record. The coding region runs from base 159 to 1538 and encodes 459 amino acids.